Arabis nemorensis is the source of this 810-nucleotide messenger RNA. NCBI's taxonomy places the organism in Eukaryota, Viridiplantae, Streptophyta, Magnoliopsida, Brassicales, Brassicaceae. The record is from the annotation of a GenBank genome assembly.
AUGGAGUAUGCUAAAUCAAACAUAGAAGGUCACCAAAAUGUCAUUGUGAUGCGCCACGGCGAUCGAAUGGACGAUUUCGACCCACUUUGGGUUUCAACCACUGAGAGACCGUGGGAUCCGCUGUUGGCUCACGAUGGUAUCGUUCGCGCCUUUGGAACCGGUCAGAGAAUCCGAUCUCAGAAUGGUUUUCCGAUUCACCGUGUCUUUGUUUCACCUUUCCUCCGCUGUAUCCAGACCGCUGCUGAAGUCGUUGCUGCUCUCUCUGCUGUCGAAUUCGAUCCUGACGCUAAGUCGUCUAAAGACAUCCCUUUGAUCGAUAACUCUAAGCUCAAGGUUUCUAUUGAAUUCGGCUUGUGCGAGGUACUGAGCACAACAUUUAUUAAGCAUGAGAUUGCUCCCAAAGAUGGGAAAUUUGAUUUCAAGAUUUCAGAGCUUGAAGCUAUGUUUCCUGAGGGAAUGGUGGAUCAUAAUGUGGAUAUGGUUUAUAAAGAGUUGCCAAAAUGGGGAGAAUCUGCGCAAGGCUUCAAGGAUCGAUAUGCCAAUACAUUGAAGGGUCUUGCAGACAAAUAUCCUUCUGAGAAUUUGCUCUUAAUCACCCAUUGGGGAGGAGUAAGUGCCACACUUUACAAGUACUUCAAAGACGCAACAAAGUACUUAGUUGAUUACUGUGGUUGUGUUGAAUUGAGAAGGCAGGUUUUGAAUAAUGAUAAAGCUUUGGAAUUUGAGGUGCUUACAAGCCAGGGAGUAUCUUACAAGGACCGCAAAAUCCCAAUCCAUGAUCAUGUUAUAACCCAAUCUCCACCGGUUUAG